AUGCAUAUCCCCUCUUGGGAGAAAGCUUGUCUCCCCAAUAAACUUGGAGGCAUCGGGUUUAGGGAAGGGAAGAAAUGGAACAUUGCUUUAAUGGCUAAGUAUUUUUGGGAUGUUUCGAACAAGCAAGAUAACCUAUGGGUCAGAUGGAUUGAUGCUAUAUAUUUGAAAGGGCGAAGCAUAUGGACUGUCAACUUUCAGCAAGAUGCUAGUUGGUAUUUCAAAAAGCUUCUCCGGCUCUGCUCAAUUAUAGGUGACGAUGAUGUUAAGGCGGCGGUGAGGAGAGUACUGACUGAUAAUUAUGCAAAGAACAUAUGGAAUAGAUUGAUAUUGCCAAAACACAGGUUUAUUGGUUGGCAAUUAGUGAAUGAAAAACUGCUUACUAGAGAUAAUAUAAGCAGAUUCAUUGUAAUUCCUAAUGAGAAUUGUCCUGUUUGUGGUACUGAGAGAGAAACACAUAGUCAUUUAUUUUAUAGCUGCUGCCUCACUCAAAAGAUCAUCAAAGAGAUUAUGUCCUGGUGUGGUUAUUUCAGCUGGCCAAACAACAUCAGACAGUGGUUGUCCAGGCCUUCAAAUAAUGUUAGGGAGCAUAUGUUGAAUGCGAUUGUUUUAGCUACCUUGUAUGCUGUUUGGACAAACCGAAAUAGUUGUGUUUUUGAGCAGGAAUGUAAGCUAGCUGAGAUUGCUAGUAAAGAGGUCAAGUCGACUGUCAAGCUGAGAUUUUUAAGCUGUAAUAGCAGGAGAAAUGAACCCCUGUUCGAUUAUAUUGUCAAUGUAAUGGAUAGUUGGUAA
Molecule: messenger RNA, 789 nt
Organism: Cannabis sativa
Lineage: Eukaryota; Viridiplantae; Streptophyta; Magnoliopsida; Rosales; Cannabaceae
Exons: 2
Coding region: 1-789 (262 amino acids)
Source: RefSeq, a predicted model, not a curated record